Messenger RNA from Asparagus officinalis (garden asparagus), 1166 nucleotides. RefSeq lists its product as uncharacterized. The record is from RefSeq and is a predicted model, not a curated record. Lineage: Eukaryota; Viridiplantae; Streptophyta; Magnoliopsida; Asparagales; Asparagaceae. The transcript has 3 exons. Bases 367 to 855 code for a protein of 162 amino acids.
AUGGUGUAACUUAUAACAAGUUCAUGUUGAAAGAAGCUUCCAUUGUAAUUGACAACUUUAGAAGGGCACAGGUGCAAACCUCAUUAAAUAUGUCACCCCCUAAACUUAAACUAUCGCCAUUUGUUUUUUUUUUUUAAUCCCCACACUGUCCUCUAGAUAACCUUAUAAAGCCCAGAGGAAGUGAAAGUGCACAGAGCACUGCAACUGAACAAAAAAAAUUAAAGAACCAUCAACAAACACCAACCUCAGUUGGUUGAAAGCUUCUUUCAAACUCUCUCUCUCUCUCUCUCAUUCCUCGUCUCUCCCUCAUCAUCACCAUCAUUGUUAUUCUCCAAACUCUCAAGAAAGAGAGAGAGAGAGAGAGCAAUGGGAAAUUGCCAAGCUGCAGAGAUAUCAGCAGUAGUGAUCCAGCAUCCAAACGGGAGAAUAGAGAGGCUGUAUUGGCCUACAACUGCUGAGGAGAUCAUGAAGAGCAAUCCUGGUCAUCAUGUUGCUUUGGUGACUAUCUGUGUCGCUCAAGAGAAGCAACAGGAGAAUAGUAAUGGCCAUGUUCGAUUUACUCGUGUUCGGCUACUUAAGCCUAAAGAUAUGCUCUUGGUUGGCCAAGUUUAUCGCCUCAUUACCUCCCAAGAGGUGAACAAGGCAUUGAAGGCUAGGAAGCUAAAGAAGAUAAAGCAGGCGCAAUCAAGAACUGAUUCAGGACCAGCAGGCGUAAUGGAAUCAGAUAUAAUAGUAAAUCACCAGGAAGAAAACCAAGAACGAGAUGGGCAAAAGAGUACAGCAGCAGCGGGCUCAGGAUCAAGAGCUAGGCAUUGGAGGCCGAAGCUGCAGAGCAUCUCAGAGAGUGUGAGCUGAGCAGUUGAUGCAUGCUUUCAAGGUUUGCUAGAAGAAAGAAGAGGAAUUCUUUUCUCAUAGAGUUUUAGUUAUGGAUGGGGUUCAUGAAAUCAGUAUGUGUACAGUGUGGACAAGUGAAAAACUGAUUUCACAUCAGUAUCCAUAAGAGGUUGUGAUGCCUGGGAUUAUUGUACGGUUGUUUCUUUUUUACAGAACUGGUAGUCAAACGCAGGAUGGUCUCAGAGGCUUUAAAACUAGAUGGUCUCAGAGAUUUUAAAACUAGCAGAAGAUAUAAAUUAUUCUUAGAAACUCUUCAACUACUUUUUGGGUAA